AUGCCAAAAAAGAGAGCUUCCAACGGUAGAAACAAGAAGGGUAGAGGUCACGUUAAGCCAGUUAGAUGUUUAAACUGUGCUAGAUGUGUUCCAAAGGAUAAGGCCAUCAAGAGAGUCACUAUCAGAAACAUGGUUGAAGCCGCUGCUGUUAGAGAUUUAUCUGAAGCUUCUGUUUACGCUGAAUACGCUUUACCAAAAUUAUACAACAAAUUGCACUACUGUGUCUCUUGUGCUAUUCACGCCAGAAUUGUCAGAGUUAGAUCCAGAACUGACAGAAGAAUCAGAACCCCACCACAAAGAAAGAGAUUCACUUCUGACAGAAAGGUUUCUCCUCAAGAUGCUGCUAAGAAGGCUAACUAA
Messenger RNA from Spathaspora passalidarum NRRL Y-27907, 360 nucleotides. It is a transcript of the gene RPS26A, whose product is annotated as 40S ribosomal protein eS26. Lineage: Eukaryota; Fungi; Ascomycota; Pichiomycetes; Serinales; Debaryomycetaceae. Gene Ontology annotation, molecular function: mRNA binding; structural constituent of ribosome. Gene Ontology annotation, biological process: translation. The record is from RefSeq and is a predicted model, not a curated record. Gene Ontology annotation, cellular component: cytosolic small ribosomal subunit; ribosome. The coding region runs from base 1 to 360 and encodes 119 amino acids. The transcript has a single exon.